Molecule: messenger RNA, 873 nt
Organism: Talaromyces proteolyticus
Lineage: Eukaryota; Fungi; Ascomycota; Eurotiomycetes; Eurotiales; Trichocomaceae
Product: putative coatomer subunit epsilon
Exons: 4
Coding region: 1-873 (290 amino acids)
Biological process (GO): endoplasmic reticulum to Golgi vesicle-mediated transport; retrograde vesicle-mediated transport, Golgi to endoplasmic reticulum; intra-Golgi vesicle-mediated transport
Cellular component (GO): COPI vesicle coat
Molecular function (GO): protein binding; structural molecule activity
Source: RefSeq, a predicted model, not a curated record
AUGUCCCGCACAGAGCUCGUCAACAUUCACAACGCCUUCCACCAGGGCCAAUACCAGAAUGUAAUCGACUUCGACACCUCGUCGUUUUCCCCAGAGAAUGCACUUCCCGCGCGUGUACUACAGCUUCGAGCAAAAAUCGCAUUGGGACAGACGGAUGAAGUAUUGGCAGAUGUCGAGGGAGAGGACACACCAGACCUAGCGGCCGUCAAGGCGCUCGCACAGAAUACAGCUGGCGACACUGAGUCGGCUCUUACGCUCGCACAGAAACUCGCUGAAGAAAACAGUGACAACAACACUGUUCAAGUACUUGCUGCUACUGUGUUGCACACGCAAGGGAAAACGGAUGAGGCCCUGUCCCUUCUCAGCAAGCAUCAGGGCAAUCUUGAUGCCGUCUCACUCUCUGUUCAGAUCUACCUCCAAACGAACCGCAUCGAUCUUGCCCUUAAGGAAGUUUCCGCCGCGAAACGAUUCGCACAAGAUUCUCUACUUUUCAAUAUCGCCGAGUCGUGGGUUGGACUGAGGAUUGGCGGUGAAAAAUACCAAUCAGCAUACUACGUAUACGAGGAGCUGGCGUCAAAUCCCAAUUCUACUGCACCUCUGUCUAUUGCUGGCCAGGCUAUUGCGGAGUUACACUUGGGCCGCCUUCCGGAAGCUGAGGCAGCUUUGUCCGAAGCAAUUCAGAAAUACCCAGAAGAUGCACAAUUGAUUGCCAACACAAUCGUCUUGAACGUGCUCAGUGGCAAAGACGCUACCGAAUUAACCGAAAAACUUAAGACUAUUCAACCCACUCAUGCCCUUCUCACUGACUUGGAGGAAAAGAGCUCUUUCUUCGACACAGCUGCUGCUAAGUAUUCUGCUAAGGUUUCUUCAUGA